AUGUUGAAAGAAUGCCUGAACAUCUUAGACAGAGAUGAGGAGGAAAAGAAGAUGAUUGCAGCCAAACAGAACCAGGAGAACCUGAAGAAGCAUAAUCAAAAAGUGAAGGAUGCAGCUUCGAAGAAGAAGGCCACAGAAAGUGGAGAAGGCAACAAAGAGAAGAAGAAGAAGGAUGAGACGAGAUCCAAGCCGAAGGAUGGUGAAGGGAACACUUCAUCAAAGAAGACGAAAGAGAAGGCUGCAGAAGGAGGAGAAGGCAACAAAGAGAAGAGGAAGGAUGAGACAGGAUCCAAGCCGAAGGAUGGUGAAGGGAACACUUCAUCAAAGAAGACGAAAGAGAAGGCUGCAGAAGGAGGAGAAGGCAACAAAGAGAAGAAGAAGGAUGAGAAAGGAUCCAAGCCGAAGGAUGGUGAAGUGAACACUUCAUCAAAGAAGAAAGAUAAGGCUGCAGAAGGAGGAGCAGGCAACAAAGAGAAGAAGGAUGAGACAGGAUCCAAACCGAAGGAUGAUGAAGCCAGAGCUUCAUCGAAGAAGAAGCCAGAGAAGGCCGAGAAGGCUGCAGAAGGAGGAGAAGGCAACCAAGAGAAGAAGAAGGAUGAGAAAGGAUCCAAGCCGAAGGAUGGUGAAGGGAACCCUUCAUCAAAGAAGAAGACAGGGAAGGCUGCAGAAGGAGGAGAAGGCACCAACGAGAAGAAGAAGAAGGAUGAGACAGGAUCCAAGCCGAAGGAUGGUGAAGGGAACCCUUCAUCAAAGAAGAAGACAGAGAAGGCUGCAGAAGGAGGAGAAGGCACCAAAGAGAAGAAGAAGGAUGAGACAGGAUCCAAGCCGAAGGAUGGUGAAGGGAACCCUUCAUCAAAGAAGAAGAAAGAGAAGGCUGCAGAAGGAGGAGAAGGCAACAAAGAGAAGAGGAAGGAUGAGACAGGAUCCAAGCCGAAGGAUGGUGAAGUGAACACUUCAUCAAAGAAGAAGACAGAGAAGGCUGCAGAAGGAGGAGAAGGCAACCAAGAGAAGAAGAAGGAUGAGAAAGGAUCCAAGCCGAAGGAUGGUGAAGGGAACCCUUCAUCAAAGAAGAAGAAGGCCGAGAAGGCUGCAGAAGGAGGAGAAGGCAACAAAGAGAAGAAGAAGGAUGAAACAGGAUCCAAGCCGAAGGAUGGUGAAGGGAACCCUUCAUCAAAGAAGAAGACAGAGAAGGCUGCAGAAGGAGGAGAAGGCACCAACGAGAAGGAGAAGAAGGAUGAGACAGGAUCCAAGCCGAAGGAUGGUGAAGGGAACCCUUCGUCAAAGAAGAAGACAGAGAAGGCUGCAGAAGGAGGAGAAGGCACCAAAGAGAAGAAGAAGGAUGAGACAGGAUCCAAGCCGAAGGAUGGUGAAGGGAACACGUCAUCAAAGAAGACGAAAGAGAAGGCUGCAGAAGGAGGAGAAGGCAACAAAGAGAAGAGGAAGGAUGAGACAGGAUCCAAGCCGAAGGAUGGUGAAGUGAACACUUCAUCAAAGAAGAAGACAGGGAAGGCUGCAGAAGGAGGAGAAGGCAACCAAGAGAAGAAGAAGGAUGAGAAAGGAUCCAAGCCGAAGGAUGGUGAAGUGAGCACGUCAUUGAAGAAGAAGCCAGAGAAGGCUGCAGAAGGAGGAGAAGACACCAAAGAGCAGAAGAAGGAUGAGACAGGAUCCAAGCCGAAGGAUGGUGAAGCGAACACUUCAUCAAAGAAGAAGAAGACUGAGAAGGCUGCGGAAGGAGGAGAUGGGAACAAAGACGAGAAAAAGGAUGAGAAAAGAUCAAAGCCGAAGGAUGGUGAAGUGAACACUUCAUCAAAGAAGAAAAAGAAGGCUGCAGAAGGAGGAGGAGGCAACAAAGAGAAGAAGGAUGAGACGAUAUCCAAGCCGAAGGAUGGUGAAGGGAACACUUCAUCAAAGAAGCAGACAGAUAAGGCUGCAGAAGGAGGAGAAAGCAACAAAGAGCAGAAGAAGGAUGAGAAAGGAUCCAAGAGGCAAGAGGAUGAUUUGGUGACACCACCUUCGAAGAAGGCCAAGAAGGGUGGGGCAAAUGGAGAAGAUGAUAAGGAAACCAAGGGGAAUGCGUCCCAGCCAAAGGAAAGCAAAUGCACUGUUCUGGCCAUACCUGAUGAGUCUGGAAAAAGAAAGCCAGCCAACCAAGAGGGCCACUCUGAUGACCAACAGGAGAGAUUAUCAGAACGGACUUCCACUGUCGGCAGCUUUGACCUCUCUUCCCCAUCCCCUUCGGUUCACCCGAAGUCCCUAGACUUCCUGACCGGUUUGUUGGAAGAUGAUGUGGAUCCUUCACCACCAUCAACGGAGAGGGUGUCACGGAAGAAAGAGCUCACCGAAGAAGAACGCAACAAGAUCAGCGAAAUGACGCAUCCCAGUCAGAUGCCUUACCCAGAGCGGAAACGACAGUAUGCGGCAUUGCGUCGUGCCAUCUACCGAGAAGCGCCACCCGGAUUGGUGGCCAAAUUUUCAUUGUGUGGCGACAAGGUCACUGAGUUUCAACUUGAAAAAAUCUAUGGCAAGUCCAAAGAGUCUCGCGAGUUCAUCGCUACGCUCGCUUCUCUCUCGGGAAGGGUGCGUGAUUCAGGGGCAAAGGAGAUCCUGAAGAAACAGCUUCAAGGUCUUACAGAUGGCCUACCUGAACAAAUGGAUCUUGCUACUGGCCGCUUGACUAGCAAGAAGCCUAAAAAGGAGAAAUCUCCUGAGGAGGAGGUCAUGGCCAAUGUCAAGAAGCUUACCAAAAGGUGGAAGCAACUCAUCAACGAGCUUGAUGGUGCUAAGAGGGGGUUGGUUGACUACAAUGUCCGCAACUGCGAGGAACUGGAUAUGGUUGAUUGGCUUGAUGCUUCCAAGUCUAAGCUCAAGCCACUUGAAGAUGAUGUAAAGGAUGCCAAGAGGAGAAUCUCUGCGGCCAAGGGGCCAAAGAAGCGAAAGGCUGUCCCAGUGCAGAAUGCCUCCGCAUUGAUCGAACUGACAUCUACCAACCAGAUUUGGAAGGGGGAUAGCCGAGAUGAACGCCUUCGACUUGCUUUCGUGCAGUUCACAGCGCAGUGCAAGCAGCAUCGGGUGAGUGCCAAGGAAGCAGGAGUACUGGCAAUUUGGCUGAAAGGUGUUUGUCUUGCUGUUGCUUCGCAGAACCCUGGAGAUAUUCAUGCUGCGCUUCUUGGCAAUUCAUUUCAUAAGGGGGGCAUCAUCAAUGAAAACAGGGUGAGCUUGCGAUAUGUUGUGAUGGAGGUUGGGUAUCCGCA
This is a messenger RNA of Cladocopium goreaui, 3251 nucleotides long. Lineage: Eukaryota; Dinophyceae; Suessiales; Symbiodiniaceae. The record is from the annotation of a GenBank genome assembly.